AUGCGCUCUUUUCUCCCCCUCCUCUCUCUUCCCCUCCUCACCACCGCGGCCCUCACCUACAGCGGCGCAGACAUUUCCUCCCUUCUCGUCGAGGAAGAUGCAGGCAUCUCCUACAAGAACCUCAAUGGCGAGACCGAGGCAUUCGAGAAGACCCUCGCCUCCAAUGGGGUCAAUACCAUCCGCCAGCGUCUCUGGGUGAACCCGUCUGAUGGGUCAUACGAUCUGGAUUAUAACCUGAAGCUGGCUAAACGGGUCAAGGCAGCGGGGAUGGACAUUUAUUUGGAUUUGCAUUUGAGUGAUACCUGGGCGGAUCCGAGUGAUCAGACUACGCCCUCUGGCUGGUCGACUACUGACAUCGACACACUCAGCUGGCAGCUCUACAACUACACUCUCGACGUCUGCAACACCUUUGCCUCCAAUAACAUCGACCUGGCCAUCGUCUCCAUCGGCAAUGAAAUCCGCAAUGGUCUCCUCUGGCCCCUGGGCAAAACAGACAGCUACGCCAACAUCGCCAACCUGCUACACUCGGGCGCAUGGGGCGUCAAGGAUUCUGACCUCUCCACGACCCCCAAGAUCAUGAUCCACCUCGACAAUGGCUGGGACUGGGAGGCCCAGAAGUACUUUUACGAUACGGUGCUCGGCGCCGGAUCGCUUGUUUCGUCCGACUUUGAUCUGAUCGGAGUGUCGUACUACCCGUUCUACAGCGCCGACGCGACCCUGUCGGCGUUGAAGACCAGUUUGGCGAAUCUGCAGUCCAACUAUGAUAAGUCGGUGGUGGUGGUGGAGACGGAUUGGCCCGCUUCAUGUCCUAACCCAGAGUACUCAUUCCCGUCGGAUCUGAGUUCGAUUCCGUUCUCGGCGGACGGGCAGACGACGUAUAUGAAACAGCUGGCGGAGGUGGUGUCUGGGACAACUGGGGGAGAGGGCAUCUUCUACUGGGAGCCUGGAUGGGUUGAAAAUGCGGGGUUGGGAUCGAGCUGUGAUGAUGUGACGAUGGUGGAUUACAACACGGAUGAAGUGCGAUCGAGUGUUGAGGUGUUUGCAAAUAUCUAA
Molecule: messenger RNA, 1053 nt
Organism: Aspergillus wentii DTO 134E9
Lineage: Eukaryota; Fungi; Ascomycota; Eurotiomycetes; Eurotiales; Aspergillaceae
Product: arabinogalactan endo-1,4-beta-galactosidase
Exons: 2
Coding region: 1-1053 (350 amino acids)
Biological process (GO): pectin catabolic process
Molecular function (GO): glucosidase activity
Source: RefSeq, a predicted model, not a curated record